AUGGGACUCCUCAGCCUCUUUUCCAGAUCAUCCGCAAGCGAAAGCAGUGCACGUACAUGGACUCUUGCAGGCCAUGCGAAGUUACGUGAUGCUCAGCACCGUCAGUAUCCAGGGUUGCCAAGUGAUAUCAAUCAUGAUCUGUCCAUUGGAAAGGGAUCCUAUUCCGCAUACGACGAGCAGUCCAGAGAAAGCCACCCUAAUCCCCUACGACAAGACAACCCACAGGCGCAGCAUGCGCCAACGCCUGUGCUGGAAGACAUCUUCCCUCAAGCAGACACCAAUGACACCAAAGUUGCUUCCUUGGACUCACCUGCCGAUUCUCUGCAUUUGGUCAAAGGCUCUGGACGCUUUGUGACCUUCCUACGUUCCCGCAAGUCUCGACGCCAAAAGUCUCCGUUGAGUGCUCCCAAACUGCACAAUGGUCGCGUUGCUGGGGGUUCGAAAUGCUGCAACCAUAAGUGUACCGUAAAUGAUAAUACUGGAGAUCAUCGAAGCGCAAAUGGGCGGAGGCUACUUCAGAGCCAGAAUAGCCUAAUGGGGCCUUACGAGGCCAGAAAGGCUAGCGACAGGACCACACUCUCUCACAAGUCUGAUCUUACAAGCAUGACUGUAUCUCACCAUCCGUCAAAACACACCUUAGCGCCUAUUGCUCUCUGCCACAGGGAAAAUGUGCGUCAGAACCCGGUCGAUGAGCUUGGGGAGCCCUGUCGUCGAGUAUCAAGUUAUUACCCCUUCUUAGAGCCAUCGGUGACUACUACCAGCUCCGCAACACAAGCUAGCUCAUAUUGUGGUGACAUGAAUCCCGAGAUCGCUCAAAUGGCUGGAAUAUUUGCAAAAUGUGGAAAUCCCUUCGAUCAAGAAUCUUUUCGCGACCAUGAAAACCUAUCACUCGUCAGUUCGUCCCGCACCGUGUCAAGAGAUAGCACUUGGUCGCUUCACAUCGAUCGACACACAGCCGCUAUCGCCUUCAAUGAGCUUGCCGCUCGAUUACAUCUAGAUCCACUGGACUUGGACCAAUCAUUGUCCACACCAGAAGUGUUCUGUAACGAGGGCGACUUGAAGAUGGCCGCCCGAAUUUACGAUUACUUUGCGAAACAGGUGCUGUCCGCUGAAAAUGUGCGUGAUAGGAUUGAGACAACGGUCCGGCGUGGCGAACUACCCAUCGAUUUGAUCGGAAUGUUCGACCACGGUGCUUCCCGUAAAUUCUCUUCGCAGGUUCUCAGUGUUGGCUGGGUAUUCAAGGCUCUACUCGCCGGACUGCCGGGCGGAAUCCUGGGGUCGGCGCGCUUGUACCGUGUCCUCGUUAACAUUUGCUACGGGCGUAUCGCGGAGCGCAAUGAGAGCAAUGGCGACGGUGGCGGUGGCCUCUCUCCCCCAGGUCACACGAAGCUGCAAGCGAUCGGUCUUGCUGUCCUGGCGCUCACCACGCCCAUGCAGUUGAAUCUCAUCUGCGCCUUUUUCGGGCUCUGUGCGAUGCUACAGUACGAGACGGAGCGGGCGGGUGUAGUCGAUGAACUUGGGGGCGACGCUGGCCGAAGUGGCCUCACCUUCGGGCUGUCGAGUGUGGAGCGCCUCGGCCAUGUUCUUGGGCCACUGUUGACCCCAGACGGGGGAGACGGGGGAGACGGCGGGCAGGACACAUUCCGGGCCAUCGAGCGGGAGAUUGAAAAUCAGCGGGUGAUGACGAUGUUGAUCAGCAGUUGGGGCAGCAUCAAUCAACAGUUGCGAGUCUGGCAGAAUCAAGGAUCGGUUGCGCGGCUGGGGUCUUUCUUCAGGUUAUUCAGUUGGGAGCAACCGUUGGCCGACAGCGAAUGUCACGUUGGCGGGUGA
Aspergillus pseudonomiae is the source of this 1830-nucleotide messenger RNA. RefSeq lists its product as uncharacterized. The transcript has 2 exons. The record is from RefSeq and is a predicted model, not a curated record. NCBI's taxonomy places the organism in Eukaryota, Fungi, Ascomycota, Eurotiomycetes, Eurotiales, Aspergillaceae. Bases 1 to 1830 code for a protein of 609 amino acids.